GAGGGGAAUGGCUAAUAAUUAAUACCUGCAUAUUUACAGCAGCUAAUUAGGGGUGUCCGGCCGAUCCGUGGGGCAGCGGGGAGGAUCUGUGAGCCCACAACAAGGCCAGGAGCCCGCUGCUGAACUUCCCCCAAGUUCCCCUUCAUCACCUUUCUGCACACACACAGGACCAAGGCUGGCUGUGUUCAGCCUCCUGCACCUCCCGCUUUUAUCCCUUUCCUCUCCCCCCACCCCCCCUUUUUUUUCCCCCCUUCUCCCCUUUAAUUCGGUUGCUGUGAAAUUUUGCGGCCCUGCCAAGUUAUUUCCUUGGGAUAUAUUUAGAUAAAGCAAGAUCAGCAGAGAGUGAUGUGUGUUUGCGUAAGGAUGUUUGUAAAUGUUAGCAGUAACACUGUCAGGAUUGCGGAGCAGAUGUCCGCGAGAUGCUACCAAGAUCCUUAUUUACAAACUUGUAAAUGACUGAAGGGGUUUCCUUCCCGGGGAUAAGGGGGCCGCCUACUUAAGAGAUUAAAAUCCUAUUGUUUUGUGGCUGGAGCUGCUCUGUUGGAGCUGCUGUCUCAGAUUAUCCUUUACAAGGGGGGGAAAAAAAAAAGCCCUGUAUAAGCUUGGAACGGCAUUGAAUAUUUUGCCUUUUUUUUUUUUUUUUUUUUUUGGUCUUUUUAAAGCGUGGCCUUCAGAUGUGAAGAUACGGGGUAGGGUUUUGUUUCUCUCCUUUUUGAGGCGGGGGACAGCGGUCGCCCCAUGCGCUCUCUCCAGCUGCUCUCCUUCCCUGUGCUCUCAGGCAGUGCGCUUUGAGGCAUCACAACCAGCUCACCGGCUGCAACUAAGGCAGAUCUGGCCUCGCCGCUGCUCAGCACGUGCCGGAGCGCGCUGUGCUGGGAGGUGCAGGAAGGGAAAGUUGGGAAAAUCACGUAAGCACCGAUUUUGCUGUCACUCACAGCUUAGUUUUGAAGCGCUCCUCCAAGGAGGCAGCAACCUGUUACAGAUCCAUGGUUAGAAGGCAGCAGCCCUACGCAGGACGUGGUAAAGCAGCACUGCUGCGUAACGCGGAGAGCUGGCGCCCGUGGAGCCGGUGCCUCCCAUCCCUGUAGGGACACGGCCAUGUGGUGCACUGCGUUUGUAAAGCAUCGCUGGGAACGUGGGAGGAUGCCCAGGUGCCCCCACCUCCAGCAGCGUCCUCCUGGCCUCCCCGCCGUGCUUCUGCUUUUGGUUUUGCAUCAAUGCGGCUCAGACGCUGCCGCCACGCCAAGGUGGGGACGUGCAGACAGCCACCCCCGUGGCACAGGCGUUGUGCUGCCGUCCCCCCAUUAAUCAGGUUACGGUGAGGUGUGGGACUGUCCGGUUAUUAAAUUUAAAACCUCGCCGUGUGAGAUGAAGGCAGCUUUAAUGAGAUGAAAAGGCUUAACUGGAGUCCAAUUUAAUUCAGUAGUACCUGUUUACACGGCCUGCUUAAGUCCUGACCCGCACGCUAGUUUAUUUCCUCCACGCCAAAGAAGAAGUAGCAGAUGGGUAGGUACCAGCUCACAGCUCUGUGCUCACCACCUCUGCCUGCUUGCACCAGAGGGCUGCACUCAUGCCAGGGCUUACAGAGCACACACUGCGAACACGCGGGUGGAGGGACUGCAGAUGUGAGUUGCUCCUGCAUCCUAACUUCUUGGCCACCGCUGCAAACCUUGCCUGCAGAUCCCGCUCUGCUCUGCUGUGCUCCCAGCCCACGUCGGGUCUGAGCAGCCCCACAGCCGUCAGCCUGGGCGGUGCCGCAGGGAGGAUGCUGAUCGCAGGUUGAAUCUGCCGGGGGGGGGGCAGGAAACCGCCGCAGCCAGCGGGCGCCGGGAGGGGCUCACACAGCACCCGCUCCUGCCAAGCCCUGGAGCCCAGCACGGAGCUCAGCUCCGCAUUCAGGAAAAGUCAAUGAAACCCCGGUCCUUGUCCCAGCAGGAUGCGUCCCUGUAAUCCCUCCUCAGGCGUGGAAGAGUGGAGCUGGGCCAGCAUGGGGCAGCGGGUCGCUGGGUGUCCCCACGCUGCGGUGAUGCUGGAGUGGCACGAAGCAGCUCGGGGCAUUGGGAUGGGAGAGGGAGGGCACACGGCGUGGCUGUGCCACCUCCCUGCCCUUCCGCUGUUAAAUGCAAUUAAUAGAGUUGAAUAACCUGGCUUCUUCCGAAGGAUUAGGUUAAGAAAAUAAGACUGUUUUAAUAGCCCUUUUACAUCCCAGAUAGAUUUUAGCUGAAAAAACUAACCAAGAUUUAAAGCCUUCUGCCCCGAGGCUUCGUAUUCCUGCAUUAGCGCACACGAAUUUCAUGCGCUGCCUGCGAUUGCGCUCCACUUUGGGAAGGGCUGUUUCCUGCCUCCACUUCCCACAUCACUGCACAAGAUGUACGUGCUGUCCGGUCAGAGCCAUCCUCCCAGCAUCCCACUGCAGCACACGCUGCCUGCGGGUGGGAGGCACCAUGGCAAGGCACCCAGCGUGGUGAUGGCCGUCACCUCCCCAUCGCCACCACAUCCCCAGGGCAGUGAGGUCCCGGUGGAGGUGGUGCUGGGUGUGCACAGCACAUCGCUCCUUUUCUCUGCUUCUUCCCCCUGUAGCCCGAUGUCAGUGGGCUGCCGUGAGUGGACUCCUCCAGAUAAUUUAAGUAUCCAGCUCCUGGCUGUGUUGUUUUGUCCAAUUUCUAUUGCCUUCUGACCUACAUCAUUCUUUAUUUGCAAAGCUAUACUUGCAGGCAGCAGUAAUAAAUCAAUUAAUGACUCUGAUGAAUCAUUUAAUGGCUGACAAAAUAACACUGCAGUCAACAGCUUGGAUCUCUACAGCAGUACCAGAAGACGCUGGUUGACUCAGGGUAGGGAGACGAAACAGAGACUGUUAGCUCAAUUAGUGCAAUUAGUGCGCGAUUUAAAGGCUUAGACGGCAUCUGCUGGCGUACCGAGUUGCUGUGUUAACCGAGCACUGAGGUUUGGGAGCGAAACGUGGAGAUCUAGAUUGUCAUCACACCAAAAAAAAGGGGCAAAAAUCCGAUGUAGGUGGGAAAUAUGUAUAUGUACACAUGUAUCUAUAGAUGCAUGCCCUAGGAAUUGUGUUUUCUUUCCAGCACAGAGCAAAUUAACCAUCUAAUAAAAUGUGAAUGUGCAGGCAUGCUGGCCCCCCUGUGCCGAGGUGAAUUAGCUCGAUCCUUUUCCAGCCAAAUGCCAGCACUAAGCCCAGCCCUGGAGCAGGGAUGGGCUUGGACUCUCCCAGGCAUCGCAUGCAUGGUUUGGUUUUGCUCAUCAGGGCCCCAUUUCGUGCAGACGUUUGGUUUGGUGGAAGGGAGCAGAGUUCUGCGGGUGAAUGGGAGAAGCGCAUUUGAAAGUUUCUUAGCUAAAGCAGUGGGAGUAAUCCAAGAGGGUAUGAAGGGUUCUUCAGGAAUUAGAUACUGAAGGGUUCGAUGAGUUUGUGGUGCACACCUUUGGGUUUGGGGCUUGCACCCUUGAGUUUGGGCAUGUGCCUUUGGGUUUGGGGUGAGCAGCUUGGGUUUGGGGCACAUACCCUUGGGUUUGGGGUGAGCAGCUUGGGUUUGGGGCACAUACCCUUGGGUUUGGGGUGAGCAGCUUGGGUUUGGGGCACGUACCCUUGGGUUUGGGGUGAGCAGCUUGGGUUUGGGGCACAUACCCUUGGGUUUGGGGUGAGCAGCUUGGAUUUGGGGCAUGUACCCUUGGGUUUGGAGUGAGCAGCUUGGGUUUGGGGUGUGCGCCCUUGAGUUUGGGGAGAACAGCAUUGGGUUCGGGCAUUUUGUUCAUGGUGCUCCGAUUGCCUCCUUUUCCCUCUUCCUUGGCACAGCCCAGGGUUUUUGCAGCACUGCUCCAGUAAGAGGAAAGGUGCCUCGGUGUUUGCCUUAGUGGUGGUGAUAGGGAGGGGAAUAAAAAGAAAUAAAAUGUCACUUCGCAGCCUUGUAAAUCAUUCAUCAAGGGCUGACCAAUUUGGCUCCCAUCCUACAAUAUGCUCAGGGCACUUGUGGGUUUUUAAUUAUUGAGCCCUGCCAAGCGCCACAUGUGCAAGGCACGUUAAAUCCACGCUUACACGGCGAAUGCAUAGGUGAGAUUUCGGGGUGUUUAUCGCGGAAAAAUAUUCUGUGGUUUUGUGGAAAAAUGUGCAUUUGCUUAAAGAUUUUCUUUGGCUGCAUCGCCCUCCUCCUCCUGCUCCCUGUUGCAGAGGGAGGAGGAGUGCAGCAUACUUCAGUUCAUCACAAAGGCAUAAAAGCUGUGUUUGUUUUAUUAGACCCAGGCACUCUUCGUACCCAAACCGGGCUUCCUGGUGGUUCUGUUGGCCAUGUUCUGAGCCCGCUGCUGCCUUCGUUGCGCGGUGCCAACCCCGCGCCUCACCAAUGGCAUCCCCGCGGUCCCCUUUGCUCCCUGGGAUCUGUCUUGCCGCAGGAGAUUCCCCAGCAAGAGAUUAUGGUGUGCUGGAAAUCUCUUGAAACCAUAAAAUAUCACCUUGGCAGCUUUAUUGCGCCGCUCGCCGCCUUUGGAGAGCAGCGUUUUGCGUGAUAGAGGGUUUAAUAAAGGAAAUUCCAAAUGGGCUCGCUGCAGUUGGGGGCUUGGUCUUAUAUAUUUUUGCAUUAAGAACAUUCAUCUGCUUUGCAGAGAAACUGCAAUAUGUUCAUGGCCUUGGAUUAAGAUUUGGUUUUACUUUUAUAGCUGACCCACUUGGGGGGAUGGAAGGGGGGAGAAAUGGGUUCGCUCCCUCUUCUUUCUAUUUUUGCUGCCGUCUGAAGUAUAAAAAGAGCCUGGAAUGGGUAGGCUUAUUUUUCCUGCCAGGACUUCUUUUUAUUAACUGUAAAAACACUCAGAUCUGGCCUUUGCUGGUUUUGCAGGAAGGCUGCUUGGGAUGCCCUGCUCUCCUGGCCCCGCGGUGGGGUGCGGGAUGGGGGGCACAGGCAGGGGUCAGUUCUUACAGACAGGCUCCUUGUUUGGAGAGCCAGUCCAUGCUGUCCUGCAGGAUGCUUGCAGCUCUCGGAUGCUGAGUGGGCAGAACAGAAGCUGGUGCACGUGGUUUUAUCCAUCCCAUCUGCGUUACGGUGGGCGAGUGGAGCUGUCCCCACUGCUGGUGGGACACAGGGUCCGGUGGGGUCACAGUGCCCGAGCUCUGGGUUUAGAAUAACGUGGAGCAGGCUCCUGCCCAUGGGAUUUCCUUGGGGUGCUGUUGGGACGAGCAGAGGAAGGGGUGCUAGCUCUGUUGCGUAGCUUUGGGUAUGAAGUCCAUCGUAAAGCUUAGGGGAGGGGCUGGUAUAGUGAUCAGCCGGACUCAAACCCAGUUGACAUCACCGAAGCUCAUUUAUAACCACCCCAGAAACGGGGGGAUCAAUUUUCCAAAGGCAAACAGCAGUGCAGCUCUCAGGGAAAAGAACUGAAGUGUUUGUGCUAUUCCUUGGGACGUUUUGCCAUCAGAAACGUUUAAGCAAGGUCCGUUUUUCCCCCCUUCCCACCUGGGCACAGACCUACACUGCACCGACGUUUCCUCAGCACCACGGCCACACGCCCGCCGUGCCAUGCAGGUGCCCUUUGUUCCGUGGCCGGCCCCGGUGCUGGUCCCCCUGCCAGAGCACCGCCUUUGUCCAUCGGCCUGCGUUGCGGGCAGGAAGUAAAUAUUAAUCCAGUUGCUAAGCAGGGCUGUCUGGGUAACCCGCAGCUGGCCCCUUCCUUUUUUCGUGGCAAAGCCACUCGUGCCCUCGCUGGGGCUCGCAGCGGGGAUGCACAAGCCGCAUGUUGGGUGUGAUUUUAUAACAAGAAACCCUGGUUGUAGUAUGGGGAGCGUCUGCUUUGCGAGCGCAGCUGCCGCCCCGAGUCCCGUGCUUGGAAACAUUCCCCCGAACGACGGGAUGCCCGGGGGCCCCAUCCCGCCAGGUUUCUUCCAGGGACCGCCUGGUUCACAGCCCUCGCCACACGCACAGCCUCCACCCCACAACCCUAACAGCAUGAUGGGACCCCACAGUCAGCCUUUCAUGUCACCGCGCUACGCAGGAGGUCCCCGGCCCCCCAUCCGGAUGGGAAACCAGCCUCCGGGGGCCGUCCCUGGUACACAGCCAUUGCUGCCCAAUUCGAUGGAUCCCACGCGACAGCAAGGGCACCCGAACAUGGGCGGACCCAUGCAAAGGAUGAAUCCUCCGCGAGGGAUGGGCCCCAUGGGUCCCGGUCCGCAGAACUAUGGCAGCGGCAUGAGACCUCCGCCCAACUCCUUAGGCCCUGGCAUGCCCGGAAUUAACAUGGGGCCGGGAGCUGGCAGACCAUGGCCCAACCCCAGCAGUGCUAACUCAAUCCCAUACUCUUCUUCAUCGCCUGGUACAUAUGUGGGUCCUCCCGGCGGCGGCGGCCCUCCGGGGACACCCAUCAUGCCCAGCCCUGCAGAUUCAACAAAUUCAAGUGACAACAUCUACACAAUGAUUAAUCCAGUACCGCCCGCAGGCAGUCGAUCGAAUUUCCCGAUGGGCCCCGGCUCCGACGGCCCCAUGGGUGGCAUGGGUGGCAUGGAGCCCCAUCACAUGAAUGGAUCGUUAGGGUCAGGAGACAUAGAUGGACUUCCAAAAAAUUCUCCAAACAACAUAAGUGGCAUUAGCAAUCCCCCGGGCACUCCAAGAGACGACGGGGAGCUGGGAGGCAACUUUCUCCAUUCCUUCCAAAAUGACAAUUAUUCCCCCAGCAUGACGAUGAGUGUGUGAUUUCCCUCCCCCUCCUCCUCUCCAGGAUCAAGAGAGUCAGCUGCCGUUCGGAGGAUCUCAAAGAAUUAUGCAAGAAGAAGCUAGGUGUAUGGGCAGGGAGACGCGUGGCGGGGCCAGCACCCCAGGUUUAGUUUCAUGCAAUAAAAAGGCUGAACUUUUUAUUCCAUAAAACAUGAAGGACAAAACUUAAAAUAUUUCAAGACAUGAUGACAAGAUCCUUCUUUGUGCAGAAGGGUUUAUAUAUGUACAUGACACUUCUUUUUGGAAACAAAUGGAAGCCUCUAGCACCCAACUCCGAUCUCUUUGCUUUGUUCUUUUAAAUAAAGACAGAAACAGAACCCCGUUGUAUGUUUGUGCCGUGCGACACCAGGAAGCUAGUCUAGAUAUGAAAUCUCAUCUUGUCUCUGUUGUAGUCAUUUUUUAAAUAAACUGGACAGUUUACAAUGGUG
Molecule: messenger RNA, 7129 nt
Organism: Gallus gallus (chicken)
Lineage: Eukaryota; Metazoa; Chordata; Aves; Galliformes; Phasianidae
Gene: SSBP3
Product: single stranded DNA binding protein 3
Exons: 15
Coding region: 5715-6680 (321 amino acids)
Biological process (GO): positive regulation of transcription by RNA polymerase II
Cellular component (GO): nucleus
Molecular function (GO): single-stranded DNA binding; protein binding
Source: RefSeq, a predicted model, not a curated record